UCCUACUUGAAUGUGUACUUUAAGAUUAAAACUGACUCGCUUACAAGGAAAAUAUUUAAACGUAAUUAUAGUUCGGUCAGGGUUUAAUUCUACAUUUGUAUAGUCAUAUAUAUUGGAGAAAUAUGACAUUUUGGAAUAUAUUCAUUUUAUUCUCAGUUUUUCAUGUUUCAGAAUGCGCAGAAAGCUAUCUUGUAUCUAACAUAUCUUCACAAUGGGCGAAUAUAUAUAACAAAUGUUCAAUUGCUGUUCCUCCUAUUCGACAAACAUCAACCGGAAUUGUUGUAGAUGCCAACAUCUCACUCUCAGACACUGAGCAUGCUUGGGUUGGAUAUAUCAAGACGCAAAAGUCUUUCGAUUAUAUUGGAUGUUUUCAGCAGAAAUCUUUGGGUAUCCUCCAAUCUGAGAAAGUUGAAGUUGUAAGUCCAGGACAGUGCUUUGAUGUGUGUCAUAACAGGUCAACCGUGGGAGUGUCAGGAAAUGAGUGCUUUUGCUUAAACGAUUCAAGUUCCUUGUCGGCAUUACGGUCAAAUUAUACAAUUUGCACGACGGAAUGUGAAUCCAAAAGCGGAGUUGUUUGUGGUUACCGAAUGGAAAAUGGAUCAAAAUAUAUUUCCAUUUAUAAAGAACACAAACUAGAAGCAAAAGAUAUUAGCGCAAGAAAUUAUGUAGAUGCACAUUGUCUGCGGCUUGAUCGGGAUCAAAAUACCUUUGCUUGGGACAAAUGUUCAGAAAAGAUGUUAGUUGUAUGUGACUUCGGCCCGACUUGUAUUCCGACAUCUUCAAAUGGGCUAAAUAUGUCAUGGAUUAGAAAUACGAACGAAUGUUUUUCAAAUGGAGGCUUACCAUUACGUGUAAAAAACUGUAGCGCUUAUAAUGACAGAAUGUCACAGGCGUGGACAAGUUUUAUACGGAGUUAUGUCAUCAUCUCUUUAAUGCAGUCAUCUGAUAUAUUUGAUUCUGGAAUAAUUCAAUAUGGGUAUGUGCAAAAGCAAGACGAAAAAAUUGUGCUGAAUUUUACUAAGAAUGGAACGAUUUUGAACAAGAUUCUCUGCACUAAAAAACCUAGUCCCAAAGAAGUAAAUGAAACACCAGAAUUUGGUAUGUUUAUGUAUACAGUUGUUAGUGCAGCCGCUGUUUUGGUGACUGUCAUGGUUGCGAUUUCCAUAGCGUUGAUUUGUCGAAGAAAGAAACGUAGACACAAGAACCUGAGGAGAAAUAGCUCGCAUUAUGAUAACCCUGUUAUAUCAUUCACUGCAAAUGAUGAGAACAUUCGUCGUUCACGUGCUUACGAAACAAUUGGUCAAAAUCGAGCCAAUCAGUAUGAUGAAGCGUAUCAACACGUUAACGAGAAUCAUAUGCAAAUAUGUCCUGACAAUGUCAAACAAGAAGAGAAAUCGCAAAUACAAUUAGUUUGCGGACAAGAUAAACAUGAAGGAAAUAAUUCUGAAUAUGAACGUAUUGAUGACUUUAUAAGUAAACCAGGUUUAGAGCAAAAUGACAAUAAUCCAAGUAAAAUCAAAACAGCUCAUGAUUAUUAUGUACUUGAAAAACCUUUAGAAAUUGUAACGCCUUCGAAUCAUGACAUUUCUAGAGACACAGAUAAAACUUCUAAAGAAAGUGAAUUCAAUAUAUACAACAAGCUCGUUAUUGAUAGCAAACAAACUUAUGAUCAUGUAUUUCUUGCUAAACCAAGUAAGCAAACAGCGUUUGAUAAUGCUUAUAACACUACGGCAUUCGUACGUAUAGCAACAGAUUCAUAAUAAUUUACAUAUAGCAGAUAGAAUCUGAUGUAAUUAUAUAAAGUGUAUAUUUCAAUUUGAUUACUAAUAAUAUUACGUUACAGACUUUGUUAGUGAAA
Molecule: messenger RNA, 1858 nt
Organism: Ruditapes philippinarum (Manila clam)
Lineage: Eukaryota; Metazoa; Mollusca; Bivalvia; Venerida; Veneridae
Exons: 9
Coding region: 123-1760 (545 amino acids)
Source: RefSeq, a predicted model, not a curated record